This is a messenger RNA of Homalodisca vitripennis (glassy-winged sharpshooter), 429 nucleotides long. Its product is annotated as merozoite surface protein CMZ-8-like. Bases 1 to 429 code for a protein of 142 amino acids. The transcript is spliced from 2 exons. NCBI's taxonomy places the organism in Eukaryota, Metazoa, Arthropoda, Insecta, Hemiptera, Cicadellidae. The record is from RefSeq and is a predicted model, not a curated record.
AUGGGUACCGCUGGUGUGAAGUUAGCGUCCUCCAUUCUCCAUCCUCCUUCCCCCAUCCUCCUUCCUUCGUCCUCAUUAUUCCGUUCUCAGUCCUCCAUCUCCAUUCCUCCGUCCUUCGUCCUCAUACUUCCAUCCUUCAUCCUCAUUCCUCCGCCCUUCGCGUUCAUUCCUCCGCCCUUCGUGUUCAUUCCUCCAUCCUCCGCCUUCCAUCCUCCGUCCUCAUUCCCCUAUCUUCCGUCCUCGGUUUUCCGCUCUUCGUCCUCAUUCCUCCAUCCUCCGUCUUCCUUCCUCCACCCUCAUUCCUCCAAUCUCACUCCCCCAUCCUUCGUCCUCAUUCAUCCGUCCACUGUCAUCAUUCCUCUGUCCUCAUUCCUCUAUCCUCCGUCUUUAUUCCUUCGUCCACCGUCCUCAUUCCUCGGUUCGUGGUGA